UCCUCUCAUAAUUCACUUCAUUUGCUUCACUUCCCACCCACAUACCCUCCAUCCCAUCCCUUCAUUUCUACUCUUUAAAUUAUUCUUCUUGAAGCAUAUAAACAAGUAGGAAUUAACAAAGCUAGGAAGCUUUGCACAAGGAACCAAAAAAAUGGAAGAGAAUAACAUAUUAUCAAUUGGAAUAUCAUUGCUUUGUGUAGUAUUAUUUAGUGUGUCAUGGAAAAUUGUAAAUUGGGUAUGGUUAAACCCAAAAAAGUUUGAAAGAUUGCUUAGAAAUCAAGGAUUUGAUGGCAAUUCUUAUAGGUUGUUGCAUGGAGACACCAAAGAUAGAGCUAAGAUGACCAUGGAAGCUACUUCUAAGCCUAUGCCUAAUCUAUCCAAUGAUUUUCUUCCACAUACUCUUGCAUUUUUUCAUCACACUAUAUCUAAUUUCGGAAAAAAAUGCAUGGUAUGGAAUGGGCCGCUUCCAUCGGUAAGCAUAGCAGAACCAGAUUUGGUAAGGGAAGUUUUUAUGAAGAUUAACCAAUUUCAAAAGCCUAAGUCAAACCCUAUCGGAAUGAAGCUUGUAUCCGGCUUGAUUAUCUUGGAGGGGAAUGCAUGGACCCAGCGAAGGAAACUCCUCACCCCUGCUUUCCACUUCGAUAAACUCAAGUUUAUGGUUCCAGCAAUAUGGGAAAGUUCAAAAGAGAUGAUCAAAGAGUGGGAAGAAUUGGCAUCAAAAACAGGUUCAUGUGAAAUUGAAGUUUGGUCAUCUUUACAAAAAUUAUCUGCGGAUAUGAUUUCUAGAUCUGCUUUUGGAAGCAGUUAUGAAGAAGGGAAGACAAUUUUUGAUCUUAUAACCGAACAAAUUAAGAUUGUGAUUCCUGUUUUUAAUUCUGUUUAUAUCCCUGGUUGGAGAUUUUUGCCAACCAAGAGAAAUAGAAGGAUAACAAAAAUUGACAGAGAAAUCAAGAAUCUACUAAAAGAUAUUAUUGACAAAAGAAAGAAGGCAAUAAAAACUCAAGAAAAGACAAAGGAUGAUUUGCUUAAUACACUGUUGGAGUCAAGUUAUGAGCAAGAAGACAAUGGGCAUGGAAAUAAAAAGAAAGACAUUCAUUUAAAUAUUGAAGAAAUUCUUGAUGAAUGUAAAUUAUUUUACUUAGCAGGACAAGAUACAACUGCUUCUUUAUUGGUAUGGACAUUAAUUAUGUUGGCAAAGCAUCAAACAUGGCAACAACUAGCAAGAGAAGAGAUUUUCAAUGCAUUUGGAGAUAAAAUACCUCAAUUUCAUGAUUUGAAUCAUCUUAAAAUAGUAAAUAUGAUACUACAAGAGGUGCUAAGAUUAUAUCCACCAGUAAUAGAAACAAAUCGUCAAGUAACCCAAGACACAAAAAUAGGAAAUAUGAUACUUCCAGCAGGUGUUGUGGUGAAUAUUCCAGUUCUACUUAUGCACCAUGAUGAAAAGAUAUGGGGUAAUGAUGCAAAAGAAUUUAAUCCAUAUAGAUUUAGUGAAGGAAUAUCAAAGGCUAGUAAAGGAAACAUGUCAUUCUUUGCAUUUGGUUGGGGACCUCGAAUAUGUAUUGGAUCUAACUUUGCUAUGAUCGAGGCCAAAUUGACGUUGGUUUGCAUUUUACAAAGGUUUGUAUUUGAGCUUUCACCGUCUUAUCUUCAUGCCCCUUCUGCUAUUGGAAGUCUUAGACCCCAAUUUGGUGCUCCAAUCAUAAUUCGUCCACGAAUCAUGGGAUCAUAGUUUGGUGGUUGAGGGCUUUUGCAUUUCGCUUUUAUCUUUGUAACAUAAGUUUGAUUUUCACUACAUAUGUACAAGUUGGAUAAAUUCUCUCUUACCAUGCCUGUAUGGAUUGAGAUUCUCUGACCUACAUCUAAUAAAUUCUCUCUUACGAGUUGAGGGACUUAUUGGCCGCGCUCUCCUUUAUGGGUAUGAGUUGUCGCCGUCCUUUCUCCCUAAAUCCUGCUCAUAAUUUUAUGAGCGGGAUACACUGGAUAAGAUGAUGAUGAUGAUGUCUUGUUUUAAUGUUAAAAUAUGUAAUUUUCUUUGGAAA
This is a messenger RNA of Amaranthus tricolor (Joseph's coat), 2039 nucleotides long. Its product is annotated as cytochrome P450 CYP72A219-like. The coding region runs from base 152 to 1729 and encodes 525 amino acids. Gene Ontology annotation, molecular function: oxidoreductase activity, acting on paired donors, with incorporation or reduction of molecular oxygen; iron ion binding; heme binding. The transcript has 5 exons. NCBI's taxonomy places the organism in Eukaryota, Viridiplantae, Streptophyta, Magnoliopsida, Caryophyllales, Amaranthaceae. The record is from RefSeq and is a predicted model, not a curated record.